Messenger RNA from Spea bombifrons (plains spadefoot toad), 953 nucleotides. It is a transcript of the gene GMFG, whose product is annotated as glia maturation factor gamma. The transcript is spliced from 7 exons. The record is from RefSeq and is a predicted model, not a curated record. Gene Ontology annotation, biological process: actin filament debranching; negative regulation of Arp2/3 complex-mediated actin nucleation. Gene Ontology annotation, molecular function: Arp2/3 complex binding; actin binding. The coding region runs from base 90 to 518 and encodes 142 amino acids. Gene Ontology annotation, cellular component: actin cortical patch. Lineage: Eukaryota; Metazoa; Chordata; Amphibia; Anura; Pelobatidae.
GCUCCCCCCUCCCCCACAUCCUGUUGUCACUCAUAGCUGGGGACAAAUUACCCCACACAGAGCACGGGGCAGAGGAGAUACCCUGCAGGAUGUCUGACUCCCUGGUCGUUUGUGACGUGGACCCCGAUCUUAAGGAAAAGCUGCGGAAAUUCCGUUUUCGGAAAGAAACCAACAACGCUGCCCUUCUGUUGAAGAUCGACCGGGAGCGGCAGCUGGUGGAGCUGGAGGAGGAGUUCCAGGAUAUCUCACCUGAUGACCUUCAGAAUGAGCUCCCAGAACCGCUCCGCAGAUUCCUGGUUUACAGUUAUAAGUACGAACACGAAGACGGCAGAGUCUCCUACCCGCUGUGUCUGAUUUUCUCCAGCCCGGUGGGGUGUAAGCCGGAGCAGCAGAUGAUGUACGCUGGGAGCAAGAACAGAUUGGUGCAAAUCGGAGAGCUGACGAAGGUGUUUGAGAUCAGGAACACCAGCGACUUGACGGAGGAAUGGCUGAAGGAGCGCUUGGCGUUCUUCCGCUGACGUGCGCAGAAUAUUCGCUUACUGGAAAACCCCAAAAAUGAUGUUUUAUCUCUAAAUUAACUGAAGAUUUAAAGGACCCCGAGAAAUGGCUGCGCGGAUUAACCCCACAAAUAACACAUGGAGGUGUAAGCGAUAUUCACCCUUGUAGUGCCAGAAGGGUUAAAUACACUGCUACUCCUUUAAGAUUUGACCCGAAUGGAUUGUACGCUCUGUGGGUCAGGUCACCGACGGGACGUAAAAUUCAUUCCUGUCAUACAGUGCAUGCAGCGUAUGAAGUGUCAGCGACCUGCAGAGCUUACAAUCCGCACAAGUCAGGUUUUACGAUGUGGCAGCAAAAACUGGCCCUUUAAGAGUUAAGUGUCUGCCGUGGGAUUUGGUGUAAUUGGAAAGGUUAAAACCACCCAAAAUAAUAAAUAAUAAAGAGAGUGAAAGUUA